UCGUUUCGCCUUGGCCAGCGCAACGUCUCACAAUCAACUUCCCACCUCCAACCUCUCUACGCCAGCCUCUUCUCUCUCGCAUACCAUACCACACACGACUCCACGACCUCGACCUCUAUCACCUUUGCAUCGCCAAUUUCUGCGUCGCUCCGAUCGAUACAACCUACCUAUUUUCCCAGUAACCUCCCGACUACAGCCAAAAUGCCCGAGCAGGAAGCCCCCUACGACCCCUACAUCCCCAGCGGCCAGGCCGGUGCUCAACAGGGUGCUGGCGGCAAUGCCAGGACGCAGGCUCUCCAAGCUCAAAUCGAUGACACCGUCGGUGUGAUGCGGGACAACAUCAACAAGGUUUCCCAACGUGGCGAGCGACUCGAUGCCCUUCAGGACAAGACCGACAACCUGGCCGUCUCGGCGCAAGGUUUCCGCCGGGGAGCCAACAGAGUUCGCAAGCAGAUGUGGUGGAAGGACAUGAAGAUGCGCAUGUGCCUGAUUGUUGGUAUCAUCAUCCUGCUGGUAGUUAUUAUUGUCCCUAUUGUUGUGACCAAGGGUUGA
Molecule: messenger RNA, 552 nt
Organism: Fusarium keratoplasticum
Lineage: Eukaryota; Fungi; Ascomycota; Sordariomycetes; Hypocreales; Nectriaceae
Product: Synaptobrevin 2
Exons: 3
Coding region: 202-552 (116 amino acids)
Biological process (GO): vesicle fusion; vesicle-mediated transport
Cellular component (GO): plasma membrane; SNARE complex
Molecular function (GO): syntaxin binding; SNAP receptor activity
Source: RefSeq, a predicted model, not a curated record